Molecule: messenger RNA, 1521 nt
Organism: Parathielavia appendiculata
Lineage: Eukaryota; Fungi; Ascomycota; Sordariomycetes; Sordariales; Chaetomiaceae
Product: GroES-like protein
Exons: 2
Coding region: 163-1230 (355 amino acids)
Biological process (GO): D-sorbitol catabolic process
Molecular function (GO): L-iditol 2-dehydrogenase (NAD+) activity; zinc ion binding
Source: RefSeq, a predicted model, not a curated record
UUCGGUUGUCUCGGUGGUCCAUGACUGACCUCUGUUCAGGAACGGCGGACAAUCGAAGAGCCAGGUGUUGGUGAGCUUCAGAUCGCCGUCCACACAACCGGCAUCUGCGGGUCGGAUGUCAGCUAUUACAAGAAGUUCGCAAAUGGCGACCUCUGCGCUUGCAUGCCGCUAUCGCUCGGCCACGAGUCGUCGGGUACCGUUGUCGCCAUUGGGCCCCAGGUAUCGGGCUUCAGCCUUGGUGACCGCGUCGCUCUCGAGGUUGGCAUCCCUUGUGGCACGUGUGGCAUCUGCCGCAAGGGGAGAUACAACCUGUGCAAGAAAAUGAAGUUCAGGAGCAGUGCCAAGUCAGUGCCGCACUUCCAGGGGACACUACAGGAACGAAUCAACCACCCUGCUGUGUGGUGUCACAAGCUCCCUGACAACAUCUCGUUUGACGCCGCUGCCCUUCUCGAGCCAUUAUCAGUCGCCAUUCAUGCCGUGAACCGGGCCCAGCCAACUCCUGGCUCUUCAGCCUUGGUCCUCGGCGCCGGCGCCGUCGGUCUUCUCACAGCAGCCAUGGCCAGGCAGUCGGGCUGCUCAACAGUAACUAUCGCUGACGUCGACCAAGGCCGCGUCGACUUCGCCAUCGCCAAGGGCUUCGCAACACACGGCUACGUCGUGCCCCGUCCCCUGCACACCUCCUCCAGUUGCUCUUCAAUAUUCAGCGGCAGCAGCAGCAGCUCGGGCACUUCGACUCCAGUCGACGGCCUCAUGACGCCCGCCAGCACGCUCUCGAUGCAAAGUCGAUUCGACUACGCCAAGUCCCUCGCCGCCGACAUGCUCUCCCUGACCUCGUCUUCGUCAAAUCCGCUCCUGGUCGACGACGAAGAUGACGGCGUCGACGUCACGUUCGAGUGCACCGGCAAGGAGGUGUGCAUGCACACUUCGUUGUAUGCCACCCGGCCCGGAGGGAAAGUCAUCAUGGUCGGCAUGGGCACCCCCGUGCAGACGCUGCCCAUGUCGGUUGCGCACUUGCGCGAGAUCGACAUCCUUGGUAUCUUCCGGUAUGCCAACACGUACGCGACGGGCAUCAAGCUGCUGUGCGCGCGGGGGUCUGUCCUGCCGUGUUUGGACGACAUGGUGACGCAUCGGUUCAAGGGGCUCGAGAAUGCCCAUCAGGCGUUUGAGCUGGCGAGCCGGACGGUUGAUGAAGAGGGGAAUUUGGUGUUGAAGGUUGUUAUUGAGGCUUAGGCUGCUUUGUGUGGUUUGUCUUGUUAAGGAAAAGAGGGCUUGGUGGUUUGAUAUCCCGGACGGGAAGUGGUUUUCGCGCGGUUUCAGUGCCAUUUCCCGUGAUUUUGGUCCUGCUUUGGCAGUCCUUCUGGGGACAACACCAGUUUCUUGGUAUCUGCUUACGAUAGACGGGUUGGCUGGGAUGGGUUGGGUGGUUGGGGCUGGAUUGUUUUUCUUUUUCUUUUCUUGUCUAGGACGAAAGAAACGCUGGGGUAUAGACAAUGGGCAGGCCUGAUUUCUACUGAACUACUU